GCGUGUACCAAAUCCUCAAAGGGCUUUUCCCCCGGAGUGGCCAGACCGGGGGACUCAGGAUGGCAGAGCUAGUAGGAGUAACUAACGGGACAUGCGGACGGGCUGAUUUCUUCUAAUAUUUCAAGUGCUGUUGGUGUCGGAGCGAGGCGUCGCCAUGCCGCUGGUGAAGAGGAACAUCGAGCCGCGUCACCUCUGCCGAGGGGAGCUCCCCGAGGGCAUCGGCAGCGAGCUGGAGUGUGUGAUGAACAACACGCUCUCUGCCAUCAUCCGCCAGCUCAGCAGCCUGAGUAAGCAUGCGGAGGACAUAUUUGGCGAACUCUUUAAGGAGGCCAACACUUUCUAUCUGCGUGCCAACUCCCUCCAGGACCGCAUUGACCGGCUGGCGGUAAAAGUCACGCAGCUGGACUCCACCGUGGAGGAAGUUUCCCUGCAAGAUAUCAACAUGAGGAAGGCCUUCAAGAGCUCCACCGUGCAGGACCAGCAGGUGGUGUCCAAGAGCAGCGUCCCCAAUCCUGUCAAAGACAUGUACAACCUGAGCGACAAGCCUCCGCCUCUCAGCAUCCUUUCGUCUUACAGGGACGACCACAAGGAAGCGCUCAAGUUCUACACCGACCCCUCCUACUUCUUUGACCUGUGGAAAGAAAAGAUGCUGCAGGACACAGAGGACAAGAGGAAAGAGAAGAGGAAGCAGAAGGAGCAGAGGCGUUGUGUGGAUGGGACGUUACAGAGAGAGGUCAAGAAGGUCCGCAAGGCGAGGAACCGUCGACAGGAGUGGAAUAUGAUGGCUUUGGAUAAGGAGCUGAGGCCAGACCAUCGACACACCAUACACCGAGACAGAGGAGCGUCCUCUGAGGGCUCAAUGUCUCCAGAGAACAGGGGCCACGGUAUGGAUCCACACCACUACCCCAACAGCAUGAACCACGCCGGCCACGCCCACACCUACUCGGGCCCUCCGCCCAGCGUCCUGGCCGCACAGAUGGCAGCGGGACACGCCCCUCGUGGAGGCAGCGAACAUGACAGCAGAGGCAGGACGAUGAUGGCCUAUCAGGGUGGGACGCUGGGCCGCACGCACCACCACCACCAGGUCCCGCUGCCUCCUCCACCCGCUGAGGCUAUGAACGGAGGCUCCAUGUCCCUCCCACCAGUGGACUACAGUAUGGAUGGUUACGCCAACACCGGUCCUCCUCCUCCACCUCCCGCUCCUCUCAUCCCCUCCGCCCUGACGGCCUUCGCCUCGCCACCUGGAGGUCCGAUGCCCGGGUCGAUGGGUGGCGCUGGCGGCUACGCCCCGCCCCCUCCACCUCUAUCCGGAGCCCAGGCAGCUCCGCCUCCUCCCGGUCCUCCUCCUCCUCCUGUUCCAGCCGGUGCCUCCCACUUCACAAGUCACAAGAUGUCGUCCGCUGCGCCCGCCGAGGCCGCGGUGGUCAACGACGCCCGCAGCGAUCUGCUGGCUGCUAUACGUAUGGGCAUCCAGCUGAAGAAGGUGCAGGAGCAGCAGGAGCAGCAGGCUAAGAGGGAGCCGGUCGGAAACGACGUGGCCACCAUCCUGUCGAGACGCAUCGCCGUGGAGUACUCCGACUCCGAGGACGACUCGGAGUUGGAGGAGAACGAUUGGUCGGAUUAGCACACGCGUAAAACAUAUACAUAUAUAUAUAUAUAUAUAUAUAUGUGUAAUAAGAUAACCACUGAAAACACACAAACACGCUAUGAGCAGUUGAUGUGACACUCACCUGAAGGAAUGCCCACUGUGCCACAGUUAACGGGUCGUCACAGACUUGAAGAUGCACACGCAUUACAUCUGCACACAAUCACAUGCUGUAUGUUGAUAUAAGCUGAAUGGUCCAAAACUGGAAACGUGGAGGGGGGGGGUGUAUUCAGUAUGAGUCCAGUCCAUAUACUGCAACGCUGACCACUCAUUAAUUUUAUUUCAAAGCGUUGCAAAUACACCCCCAAGUGGAUGUUCCUCUACCUGUAAUAACACUAUAGACGCCCCGUGAAGGUGCUUAUCUAAUGUAUAGUCGAAGCUUGGGAGUGUUAGAAUUAUUAGAAACUUUCCUCUUGAGCUAACCAACGUACUUGUCUUUUUUUAAAUGUUUUUACUGAAACGCCCGCCGCAGAUCACGAGGGGCGGGUUUUUAACGCGUAGCUAACC
Mugil cephalus (flathead mullet) is the source of this 2152-nucleotide messenger RNA. RefSeq names its product WASP family member 3b (gene wasf3b). NCBI's taxonomy places the organism in Eukaryota, Metazoa, Chordata, Actinopteri, Mugiliformes, Mugilidae. Gene Ontology annotation, cellular component: cytoskeleton. The record is from RefSeq and is a predicted model, not a curated record. Gene Ontology annotation, biological process: actin cytoskeleton organization; positive regulation of Arp2/3 complex-mediated actin nucleation. The transcript has 9 exons. Bases 155 to 1624 code for a protein of 489 amino acids. Gene Ontology annotation, molecular function: protein kinase A regulatory subunit binding; actin binding; Arp2/3 complex binding.